AUGGAAACGCCCAACACCCAGGUUUACGUCACCAACAUUUCGGCCAGCGCGAGCGAGAAGACCGUCACCGAUUUCUUCUCCUUCUGCGGCAAGAUUAACUCCAUGACCCUGCGCACGCUUGAGGGUGGCGCUAAGGAAGCCGUCAUCGAGUUCCAGACUGAUGCCGCCGCCAAGACCGCUCUUUUGCUCACCAACGCCUUGAUCGUGGACAGGCCCAUCACCGUUGCCCCGUACACUGGUGCGCCCCUUCAGAAGAUCAGCGAGGAGAAGGUCGAGCACGAGACUAAGGUCUCCGGCGACCAGAUCAAGCACCAGGAGCACAGCGUGCCCGACCAGCAGCGGUCUCAGACGUCUGUCAUUGCGUCUAUGAUUGCUGCCGGCUAUAGCAUGGGUGCUGACGCUGUCGACAAGGCCCGUGCUUAUGAUGAGCAACAGGGCAUCACGCAGACCAUUCACGCCCAGACCGAGGCCCUGAAGGCCAAGGCUCAGCAGAUCAACGAGCAGUACAAGAUCGGCGAGACCGCGUCGGCUUGGGGUAACGCCGCCUACGGUUGGUGGUCUGGUGUCGAUCAGGCCCUUGGCAUCUCUCAGACGGCCACCGCCAUCAAGCAGAGCAGCGCUGCCGCUGCCCGAGCGAUCAGCGAGAGCGAGGCGGCCCAGGCUGCCGGUGAGACGCUGGAGGUCGCCAAGGAGGCCAUCGUCGGUGCUGCCGAUGCCGUUAAGACCAGCACGACCCGCUUCAUCGACGAGCAGCCCGCGCUCAAGGCCGCCUCCACCAAGAUCCAGGAGACCACCAACGCCAUGAGCAGCGAGGUCAAGGGCGUGGCCGACGAGACGACGCGACUCAUCCGCGAGAGGGACCAGGCCAAGAAGGCCGGUCCCUUCGAUGGCAUCGACGAGCAGCGACCCGCCGCGACGGAGGCCCAGCCCGAGGCGUCGGAGGCACCUGCCCCGGCCAAGCCCCAGGACACCGUCUCCCUCUAA
This is a messenger RNA of Acanthamoeba castellanii str. Neff, 984 nucleotides long. Its product is annotated as RNA recognition motif domain containing protein. Lineage: Eukaryota; Discosea; Longamoebia; Acanthamoebidae. Gene Ontology annotation, molecular function: RNA binding. Bases 1 to 984 code for a protein of 327 amino acids. The record is from RefSeq and is a predicted model, not a curated record. The transcript is spliced from 7 exons.